ACCGGGAAAGUCAAAUGUUUAUUAAGUUCGAAGUUAGGCUUCAAUUUUAAAAACAAUUUUGAAGCAAAAAUAUCUUUUGUUACUAAGGUUGAUUUUUUAUAUGUAUUUAUUCAGAGGAAAUUGAAAUAAAACGUUAAAUUUAAAUUCAUUUCGGUACAGUAAAUUUUGUUGUUUCUAUGGAUCAUUUGGCAAAAAGCGUGGCUGAUGAGCUUUUUCAAGAAGUUAGACGCGUUUACCACGAACGAGGAAAACUGACAGAUGAAGUUUUAUCUGCCCUGAAUUUCAUGUUUCACGGUAUACUGCUUCCUGCAAUGGAACUUGUGGAUCGGAGGAACGUCAAGCAUGUUGUUUCAUGCAGUGGAAGAGAACUGUUUCAAGUUUUUGGAAGUUCUGGUGUCCCCUACUUGUGUUUGAAGUCCAGUAAUUAUUGCUCAUGCCAAUAUUACAAAUAUUCUGUCUUAAGAAGAGGAGAUCAUUUAAUGUGCAAGCAUAUGUUAGCAUCUCGGUUAAGUGAAGCCAUGGAAUUGUGCCAAGAAAUGCAAUAUACUGAUGAAACAGUGGCAUUAAUGUUAGCCAGAAUGGAGUAAUGGACAACCUAGAGUUUUGAGGUAACAAUAUCUAAGAUUUAAGAAAUGAAUGACAGCUAUACAUUAAAGUGCAUAAUAAUAUGGAAAGAGGCGUGAACUAUGUGGUGUGCUAGGGUGAUUUUCAUCCCUUAAAUUUUCUUCAUCAGUUUCUUUCAUAGUGCACGAUGUCUUAAUUAGGUCAUUGUCUUUGCUAAAUCAGCCUAUUAUUUUGACACAUAUUCAUCAUCAGGACAUCAGAUUUUACAGCCAUCUUAUGAAUCCAAUGGUCCUUCUCUGUACACAACCUUACAAAUGUCUCUUGCAGCAUUUUACCUGUCAAUGCUGGGAAGCAUAUUGUUCAUUCUAUUUAAAUAUGACCACUACGGUGAAUAAAAAAUUAAGUCAUGUUAUGCAAAGUUUGAUUUGAUAAUUUGUAUACAGCAUAACUGCCACUGUGUUGUCAGUUAAUUCAAGCAGUGGCACCAAUGAUUUCUGUAGAAAAAAACUAUUGCUUUUGUGUUUUCACAGCAUUGGUUAUUUUUGUUUAAUGUAUGGCUAUAUGUGUGAUUAUUUUUAAACAAGCUUCUGAUUAAUCUAGACUUACAAUACUGUGUACUCGAUUGGUAGCAUUUGCACAGUAAUAGUUGAAUCUAUGUCUGAUUAUUUUUAAACAAGCUUCUUACUAAACUGAACAGUUAACUAAGCUAUAUUCAUGAAUAAAUAAUGUAGAUAAUUUUCCUUCUUAACAAAAUAGAUGAAAAAAAAAAA
Messenger RNA from Limulus polyphemus (Atlantic horseshoe crab), 1334 nucleotides. Its product is annotated as zinc finger SWIM domain-containing protein 7-like. The record is from RefSeq and is a predicted model, not a curated record. The coding region runs from base 177 to 587 and encodes 136 amino acids. Gene Ontology annotation, biological process: double-strand break repair via homologous recombination. The transcript has 5 exons. Lineage: Eukaryota; Metazoa; Arthropoda; Merostomata; Xiphosura; Limulidae. Gene Ontology annotation, cellular component: Shu complex. Gene Ontology annotation, molecular function: zinc ion binding.